Molecule: messenger RNA, 1917 nt
Organism: Botrytis fragariae
Lineage: Eukaryota; Fungi; Ascomycota; Leotiomycetes; Helotiales; Sclerotiniaceae
Product: putative cell wall glucanase protein
Exons: 2
Coding region: 1-1917 (638 amino acids)
Biological process (GO): cell wall organization
Cellular component (GO): cell surface; extracellular region; fungal-type cell wall
Molecular function (GO): glucan endo-1,3-beta-D-glucosidase activity; 1,3-beta-glucanosyltransferase activity
Source: RefSeq, a predicted model, not a curated record
AUGAAGGCCGGAGUUCUCGCAGUCGCGGCUGCAAUUGCAGGUGGUGUUAAUGCUAGAGACCUUGGAAGGAGACAUGGUCAUCAAGAUUUCCAUGAGAGAGGAUUGCUAGCUACCGCAGCAUCAUCGUCAGAGUCAUGUGGUUGUACAACCGUUUGGUCUACCGUCACUGGUGAACCUCAAUUAUACUUCCCACCAGCUCCAACCGCUGCUUCUGUUGCUUCUAGCUCAGUCGUAUCACCAGCACCAUCGUCGGCAACAUCUGCUGAAGGCCUUUCAUCUGUACCAGCAGCUUCUGCUCCAGGUUCAUCGGCACCAGCACCAUCUGCACCAGCAGCUUCUGCUCCAGGCUCAUCGGCACCAGCCACUUCCAAGGGAGUAUCAACUGCUCCUACUGCCCCAGCUUCAACUGCCCCAGCUGUUGUCCCCACUCCUUUGGCAACCACGUGCCCAACUCCAGGUGUCUACACCAUCCCAGCCACCACUGUGACCUUGACUGAGUCCACCACUGUCUGUGGUGCUACAUCAACUGGUCUUCCAUCUGCAGGAACUUACACCGUUGGAGGUGUCACCACUGUCGUAACCACCGCCACAACAGUUGUAUGCCCAUACGCUGCUGUCUCAACUUCAGAAGGUGUUGUUACAAGCACCAUCUUGACAACCACCUAUGUAUGCCCAUCCGCAGGAACAUACACCAUCAACCCAUUAACCACUACCGUUACUGAGCCCGCCGUUUGGGUUUACCCAACUCCUGCUUCCUAUGCUCCAGGAACCUACACACAACCUGAAGUUGUCACCACCAUCACCGAAACUAAUGUGGUUGUUUUCUGCCCUUACUCUUCAUCAUACUCCACAAUUGUUGAUGCCACAUUACCAGUUGGUACACCUGCCCAGGCUACUUCUGCUCCAGCCCCAGUUACGACUUCCGUCGUAGUCCCAGUCGCAACACCAAGCUCUAGCUCAGUUUACGUUGCUCCCUCUUCAAGCGCUGUUUAUGUUGCUCCAUCCUCAAGCGCUGCAUCCCUUGUCCCAUCAUCUUCCGCAGUUGCAUCUUCUGUAGUUGCAUCUUCCGUUGCAUCUCCAUCUGCCUCCUCCACUUCCUCCUCCUCUGCCGGAAACGGAGGCAGUGUAGGAAGCACUGGAAAGCAAUGGGCUAUGACUUAUUCCCCAUACCAAGAUUCUGGAUCUUGCAAGACUGCUGCAGAAGUUUCCGUUGAUGUAGCACUUAUUGCCUCCAAGGGAUUCACAGCCAUCCGUAUCUACAGUACCGAUUGCUCCGGACUCGAGAACGUCGGUAACGCUGCUAAGCUUGCUGGUCUCAAAUUGAUCGUCGGUAUAUUCAUUAGCGAGACCGGAUGUUCCGGAGCAGCUGACCAAGUCACCGACCUCAUUGCAUGGGGACAAUGGUCUCUCGUUGAGCUUAUCGUUGUCGGUAACGAAGCCGUCUUUGGUGGUCACACUACCGCUUCUGAACUCGCCGCAUUCAUCAGCUCCUCCCGAUCAUCCUUCGCAAGUGCUGGAUACACUGGACAAAUCACCACCACUGAGCCUCUCAACAUCUGGCAAGAAAACACCAGUGUCCUCUGUUCCGCCGUCGACAUCACUGGUGCCAACCUUCACCCAUUCUUCAACGCUGAAGUCACUGCCGAAAAUGCUGGUAAAUUCGCUCUCUCCCAACUCGAGCUUGCCGAUGCUAUCUGCCCUGGUCUUACUGCCAUUAACCUCGAGACCGGAUGGCCUUCCGCUGGUACCUGUAACGGAGCUGCUUGCCCUGGUGCAGAUGAGCAAAAGACUGCCGUAGCUAGUAUCAUCGAGUCGUGUGGUGGACGUGCCGCCAUCUUCUCCUACACCAACGAUCUCUGGAAACAACCAGGUGGAUUUGGCUGUGAGCAAAGUUGGGGUUCCAUCCAUCUUUUCUAG